This is a messenger RNA of Anas platyrhynchos (mallard), 1891 nucleotides long. RefSeq names its product achaete-scute family bHLH transcription factor 2 (gene ASCL2). The record is from RefSeq and is a predicted model, not a curated record. Gene Ontology annotation, molecular function: protein dimerization activity; RNA polymerase II transcription regulatory region sequence-specific DNA binding; DNA-binding transcription factor activity, RNA polymerase II-specific. Gene Ontology annotation, cellular component: RNA polymerase II transcription regulator complex. Gene Ontology annotation, biological process: neuron differentiation; positive regulation of transcription by RNA polymerase II; sensory organ development. NCBI's taxonomy places the organism in Eukaryota, Metazoa, Chordata, Aves, Anseriformes, Anatidae.
AUAAGCACCGGGCGGCGCCGCGCCCGCCGCACAGCCGCGGAGCCGGCAGCGGGAAGGAGGCUUGGGGAGGACGAGGAGGAGGGAGGGGGGGAGGCGGGCAACACGGCGCUGCCCCCGCCGCAAUUCCCCCCUCGGUCGGGGUUGCUCCUGGCCCUGCUUUUUUUUUUUUUUAAUUUGCAGUUUUUUGUUGCGUUUUUAUUUGCAUUUUUACGCGCGUGGCAGUUUGCAUUUUUCUCGCGUUUUUGCUCGCAUUUUUACUCUCGUUUUUCUUGCAUUUUUACUGGCGGGUUUUCUUGCGUUUUACCCGAGUUUUGCUUGCAUUUUAUUUGCAUUUCUCCUCGCAUUUUACCUGCGUUUUGGUUGUACUUCAUUUACAUUUUACCCGCGUUUUAUUUCAAUUUUUUUUUUCUUGCAUUUUCCCCGCAUUUUGCUUGCAUUUUCUUUGCAUUCUACCCGCAUUUUCCCCACACUCCGCGACACUUUUCCUUGCAUUUCACUCCACUUUCCUCUCCCCCAAUUUGCAUUCCCCUCGAUUCACUUUUCCUCUCAACUCCAACCUCCCCCCCACCCCCGCAACUUUCUCCCCCUUUCCGCCACCGUGGCCUCACGGCGAUGAACAGCGGGGCUCUGCCUCCGCUCCCCCCUCACCCCUCCGCCCCCCGGGGCCGCCGGCGGCCCCCAUCCCCGGAGCUGCUGCGCUGCAAGCGCCGCUUGGCUUUCGCCUCCCUCCCGGGCACCGGGGGGGCCGCGGCGGCCGUGGCUCGCCGCAACGAACGGGAGCGCAACCGGGUGCGCUUGGUCAACCUGGGCUUCGCCGCCCUCCGCCAGCACGUCCCCCACGGGGCCGCCAGCAAGAAGAUGAGCAAGGUGGAGACCCUGCGCUCUGCCGUCGAGUAUAUCCGUGCCUUGCAGCGGCUUCUGGACGAGCACGACGCCGCCGCCGCUUUCCCCGACGGCCGCCCGCCCCGUCCGGGGCGGGCGGCCGUCGGGGAAAGCGGUGGCGGCAGCGGUGGUUACUCCUCUGCCUCCCCUUGCUCCUCCGAGGAGAGUGGUUACGAUGGGGAGCUCAGCCCCGAGGAGCGGGAGCUGUUGGAUUUCACCAGCUGGCUCGGGAGCUACUGAGCUGCCGGGAGAUAUACCUCAGGGCCCUUCGUCUUCCGUAGCAGCCAGCAUCACAUCACCACCCCCCUAAAAACCACCUCUUUCCCCCAAAUCCUCUCACCCAGCCGUGGUGGGACCCUGCUGGCUGCGUUCCUCGCCGGGCUCCGAGGCUCCCCGAGCUGAAGUGCAAUGAUGCUCACGACCCCGCUCCGGGGCAGCCCCAUGGAAAAAGGUGCUCACCUGCUUUCUCCAGAGAAAGAUGCCCGAGCAACUGGUGGAGUGGCAAAAAGCAAGAAAAACAAAUCUACUUGAUGCUUCCUUGUUUCUGGAGGGGGAGGGAAUUUUUUUUAUAGUGUCAGAUUCUGUUUUAUAUGCAACUUGAACUGCCUAUGGGAACAGUGGUGUAUGAAGACUUAUUUUUGUACAAGAAACCUUAGGGAAAAGGGUUGAGGAGACAGUUCUAUUUUUAGCAACUCCUAUUCCCUUGUUCUUGAACACUGCCAGCUAGAAUGUUUUGGCAACAUACAUGAUUUAGAUAAAAGGUGUUUUUUUUUUUCUCCUCCAAACACUAGUAAAAUACUGUAAAGUUACCUUGUGUCCUACAACGGUGUCUGAGAUUGCCUGGUGUGAAGGUUCACUUCUCUGAAACUGAAGUUUUUAAAAAAAUGUAUUGAAGGCAUUUUUGUAUGCACUUGCUAGGAUUUCUUAAGUUGUACAUAUGCAGUUUUUAAAAAGAGUAUCCUAUUUUAUGUAAAUUGACUUUAUAAAUAAAAUCUAUUUAUAAACAGUU